Thrips palmi is the source of this 777-nucleotide messenger RNA. RefSeq names its product pupal cuticle protein 20-like. Lineage: Eukaryota; Metazoa; Arthropoda; Insecta; Thysanoptera; Thripidae. The coding region runs from base 33 to 365 and encodes 110 amino acids. Gene Ontology annotation, cellular component: chitin-based extracellular matrix. Gene Ontology annotation, molecular function: structural constituent of chitin-based larval cuticle. The record is from RefSeq and is a predicted model, not a curated record. The transcript is spliced from 2 exons.
GCAAGAGCAGCAGCAAGAGCAGCAGCAGCAACAUGCAGACCACCGUGAUCGCCCUCCUCGCCCUGGUGGCCGUGGCCGCCGCCCAGCAGCAGUUCGCCGCCGCGCCCAUCCCCAUCAUCAACCACGAGCUGGUCCGCGACGACUUCAACCAGUACGCCCUGCGCUACCAGACCGGCGACGGUGCCUCCUUCGCCGACCACGGCAAGCUGGUGCCCGGCCCCGAGGGCCACGUCCUGGUCAGGUCCGGCUCGCACGAGUACCGCGCCCCCGACGGCAGGAUCAUCAAGCUGACCUACACCGCCGACGAGAACGGAUACCACCCCGUCGGCGACCACCUGCCCGUCAGCGUGCCCGCCCAGUUCUAAGCCACCGCCACCGCCCCCAUCACCAGUGACUGACGCGCGAAGUCGUUUUCCCUGCAAAAGACAUCUUCUAUCGGAGCAAGUGAGGUUCGAUUAGAAUUUUGAAGGGGUACAAUUUGAUUUGAGUCAGGGUAAAUUUUUGAGAUCUUUUCUCUCCUGAAUCUAAUCCAAUCUCCUCCUUCAAAUUUGAAUCGAAUAGUUGACUCUCAGGUCAAUGAGUGCCCAUUGCCGGUAGAAGAUGUCCUUUGCAGUGAAAGUUUUACGGUACUUGUAAUAUAGACUAUGACUCACUCUAAUCGCCAUGUUUUCAAUUUUAAUUCGGGAUGAAAUCCAGUUUGAAGCGUGCACCAAAACUAACGUUAACUUUGGUUUUGCUCGCGAUUCGAAUUUGUUUUCAUACAGCUCUCUGCCAUCA